CUGCUGAAAGGAUUGGUGUAAACUCAACAUGAGGUGCGUCAACUCUGAUGCUACAUGUCCUGUUCUUGAUGAGGCGGAAAUGGACGACAUGCGGGGUAAACGUGGCGGAGCGUGGGAUGGCAGUUCAGUUGCUGGUUGCUACCUGCCGCAACCCGAACCCGUGUCUGACAAUAGGUGCCAGCGCCGGCGGCGGAUUCCGUUGAGUGAUGGCCAUCGCGCAUCAAUACAUUCUGAAUCCAUUCAUAAGGACAGCCUGCCAACUGCUAUGAGCAUCCCACCGCCCUGGGCGAACGACCAUGUAUCAACGUCUUCUGUCCCUCUCCUUCCUCGCCACUACUGUCCUUUCCUCGGCCUUUGCUAUUCACAUUCCCCUUCGCAGGGACGUCGUCAGCAUUCGGGAUGCUAGUCCACACAGAGUUUCUGUAACGAAGUCAGCGUCUUCGACCGACCUUUCUGGAUUCGUCAAUUAUCAAGACUUUCGUUAUAUUGGCAACAUAACCAUCGCUGGACAGUCGUUCGAGGUGAUCUUGGAUACCGGCAGUCCGGACUUGUGGAUAGUCACGGACUCUGCUCUAUCCGGCUCUGUGAACACCUCUGUUCCAGCGGAACUCAACUAUGGUACCGAUGCUGCGGACGGCUCUUCGAUUCAGGGACACAUCUUCACAGCGGACGUUGAGUUCGGCGGCUUCACUAUUGCACAACAGGCCUACAUCGAUGUAGCAAACUCAUCAGCGUCAAGCGGCCUGGUGGAACCAGGCAUAAGCGGGCUCAUAGGUCUGAGCCCAGUGGCAGAGGCUAGUACGAUCGCAGCUGAUCUGCAGGGAGCCAAGUACAACGCAAGCGGGGCAAAUCCGCUGCAGAACAUCUUUUACAACGAUCCGAGCAUCCAACCUCAGUUCACUAUUCUGAUGUCUCGCAACGAUGGCGAGGUUGACACCAGUGGCGGUGAAUUCACCAUUGGUGACCCUGUUCCAGAACUGGCGUCUAUCCAGGACACUCCCAUCUUGCCAGUCGGCAGUGAUAACGAUGUCCUGGCCCAACACUGGACUGUACACAUGGAUGCCAUCGUCAUUAACGGGCAAUGGUACAACACCAGCUCAAGCGGCGUCGCAAACCUUUCUGCGAUCCUGGACACAGGUACACCGACUGCAUAUAUCGAUCCGAGGUUCGUGGACAUCAUGUACGGCGCAAACGCAAAACCCGUCGAUACCGACUUCUCGGUCGUGGACUGCAACGCUCAGAUCAACGUUACCCUUGUCUUCGGUGGUAUAGAGUUCCCGAUUAACCCCAUUGAUACGAUCCAACCCUACGCAUUGGAGGACAAUGGCACGGUGAUCUGCGAGGGUGCGUUCGCUCGCCUCGAGGGCUUCCCCGACGGCUCGCUGCUGCUUGGAGAUACCUUCCUUCGGAAUGCGUACACCCUGUACAACCUCAACAUCGGAAACAGCUCUCAAGCCGAUAUUGGACCAUACGUUCAGAUGCUCAGCACAACUGAUGCUGAGGCGGCCGCGACGGAGUUCGCACAGCUGAACCAGCAGAGACUCUCCGCCUUCGCCGCGGCGCAAUCAAAUAGCUCGUCAUCCGCGGCCUCUGAUGAUGACGACGACGACCUUUCGGCUGCCGGCGCAGUUUCCUCUCCUCGCCGUCGUCGUCUUCCGACGACUACUCUGCUCUCAUGCGCAACUCAUACAUCAUCAUCGGGCUUAUGGGUGGAGCGCUGCUGCUCUUGAUCAUCAUUGCUGCAAUGCUCGUAAGCAAGGCACGAGGGAGCCCCCAGAGGUCGUACAGGCCGGUCGGCGCAGAGAAGUUCGACCAUGUCCCCUUGCAACACGAGUCCUACAACGCCACUUACAAAGACUGAGACGGACAGACGAAUGUAUUUAUUUACGAUCGAUGCAUACUCACAGGGCC
Molecule: messenger RNA, 1911 nt
Organism: Fomitopsis serialis
Lineage: Eukaryota; Fungi; Basidiomycota; Agaricomycetes; Polyporales; Fomitopsidaceae
Product: aspartic peptidase domain-containing protein
Exons: 11
Coding region: 297-1730 (477 amino acids)
Biological process (GO): proteolysis
Molecular function (GO): aspartic-type endopeptidase activity
Source: RefSeq, a predicted model, not a curated record